Porites lobata is the source of this 22852-nucleotide messenger RNA. NCBI's taxonomy places the organism in Eukaryota, Metazoa, Cnidaria, Anthozoa, Scleractinia, Poritidae. The record is from the annotation of a GenBank genome assembly.
CAGGCAUUUCCUUUACAGUGGGGAAUAUGUGCACCCAAACAAUGUGAUGAGCACGAUUUAACUAACUUGGUGGAUAAAUUUCUUGCCUGUAAGUUGGCCAUUGUUUAUAUUAAAACAUUUAUUUUUUCAUUUAUGCUAACUAGGACUGCAGUGAUACGUUUCUUCUGCAUUAUAUGAUACAGAUCAUAUACAUGGUGUACAAAAGCAUGGUGUAGUACUUAUUUGAUUAUAAUCAAUGAUCAACUGGGCAGCGCGCAAAAAAGGUGGUGUCUGAUAUCCGGAAGCUAAAGCGUAUUUUGCUAUUGGGCUAGUGAAUAAUGUCCAGCGCUGGCCACAAGAUCCCUACUUUCCUUUUUCAUCCUUAUACAAUGUACCGGUAGUUCUCCACGGUGUGGAAGUGUGAAAGAACCCUAUACUUUCCUUGCUCAUCCCAAGUUCUACACUUGCACGUGAAGUUUUCCGGGGGAAUUCAAAUAAUUUUAUAGAAGUGUAAUCAAUCCUGCUGGUCAAGAUUUUUUUUUUCGGGGGCAGGGGGCAAGUCAAACUGACAUUCUGGAUAGUACAUGCUAACUUCAACUUGCCCCAAAAGCAAGCUGCAAAACUGUCUUUCUUUGCACCCUGAGGGGCCAUGUUUUGACCUCUUUAUCCAUUGGCUGAUAAAACAAAUAACGAACUCUUGCCAAAACCAUUUUUCAAGGUCAUACGAAAAUUGCUUUAUCAGUGGUCCUUUUUUUCUAAGUGAGCUUUGUCAGAAUUACCCCACCAGACUAAACUGUCUGUAAAUGGAACAUGUCUGUUCCAGCUGAACUGCACUAUACUCAGCUCUUGUAGAAGGACCAGCCUCACUCUCUUGUGUGAAUAAUUACAAGAAAUUUGCUAACGAACAGUGAUUUAGGAGAAUAGAGAUAAUUAAAAAAGAGUGUAAAAAGCUGAGGUUUCGGCAUCAUCAUGAUGUCAUUGGCAAAUUGCCUUCUUGAUAGACACCAGCUCAUGAUUAAACGGAACCUUUUCCCUGCAGCAUUUGCCUGAAAAUUAGCGGUACGGCUUGUCUGUGGGGAGAAAUCUGUGACUGACCACUUUUCAAAUUUGCUUUUCUCUAAAUUUGUUAUUAUAAAUGUCAGUUGUUAAAUGUUUUUGUGGAUUUUACUUAUGUUUUACUCGUAGUGAAAAUCAAUGUCAAGGUUAAUAGUAGAAUGGAGUAUUUUAGGUAAAAAAUAUGUUUCUAGUACCGUGAUCAAGUCACAUCUUCUCUCUAAAGUCAUCAUAAGCCAAUCAUGACUCACGAUUUAAUAGCGUUGAACUUUCUCAAAACUCAGUUCAGUCAAAAAACAAACAGCAGCACUUCAAACCACGAGUUUUUGCACUCAUUACAUGAUAACUUAUGAAAGCUGUUUUACAGGAAAAGUCAACACAUAUUCAUGCGAACGUACAAUGAAAGAAUAUGUUCAUGGUUUGUUUACUACAGAAGUAGAAAUUAAUUGAACAUCAGACUGUACGCAGCUGUAUUUUGUUGAGUCGAUCCGUAAGAAUUUCGUUGUUACAGACGGAACUGACAGCUAUUGUAAUAGAGGACUUCAUUCACUUUUUACAAGCCGCAGUGGUUUAAUAUCUGUUUUCUGGACUUUAUUAUGAUCAAGAAAUGCUGCGGUAAUGACGUGGCUGCAUUUGCGAAGUUGUCGCAUGUAACUUUAUAUGCAUGUACAGCGACUGAUGGAAGUAUGUCAGUGGUGGAGAAAGGUUUCUUUGCCGUAGCCACAUAUUGGCGUUAAUAUUUGUUGAUUCGUGAAGUGAGGUGGUUUGAGGUAGGUUAUGGCAUUGAUAUCACUGAAUAAUUCGUGCAAAUGUUGGAAAAAACCAGCCCGAAACUCUGACAUCUUUCAUCAACGUUGGCAGCUUGUUUACAACCUACAGCGGCCGAUUUUGUACCCAUAUCUUGAUCAGAGAUCUCUUUUUGGAACAAGUAUAGGCACAGUACUAGAUAAGGAAUUUAAGUUUGAGAUAAAAUAAAUCAAGAAUGCUAAAACUAUCCGUUUUGUUGCUGGUUGGCUUAUGGUUAAGUUUUCCUAGAGACUUUCUACACCAGAAAUUCACACAGUUGUUGUCUUUCUCUGCGAUUUGGCAUCGUCGUGAAAUGUAAACUGUUUUCCAACUUUGUACUUUAUAACUUCUAAAGCUAUAUGGCAGUAGCGAAUUGUGACGCUCAGUAAUAAAAUGUGGAAACCAACGCUUUUAAUAUUAAGAAGGGCUGGGUAAGUAAGUUGUUCUGUUUUUUAGCCUUUCUAAAAUCGUUAUUUCCAGAACAAUAGCCGGUUUUGUUUAUGGUUCGUGGUCCGGAUGCCUUUUUCUAUGGGUUUACCGGUAUAAUAAACCAUAGGUUUUUGACCAAUCAGAUCAUGCGUACUAUCUCAGUUAUUUUAUAAUUAGUGAUAGCACUCAAAAGUAUAACAAUAUAACAUAGUUGACAGCGUGAUCAGAGUACGAAAAUUAUAUGCUCUCUCUUUUCCUUUUUAGUUCUUAAAUUAGUUAACAUAACGAUUGAAUUGAGUCCACGAGUUGCUGAAGCAGGAAGCAAAGAGGCUAAACCUAUUUACUGCAAGAAAGAACCAGAAUACACAACUGGGGUAAUAAUUACUCUGUAAGUACAUAGCUAUAUGAAUCUUUGAAAUAAAAAUUGCGCAGAAUUUAUAGUAUUAUGUUACAAAGUGAAAGAAAGCUGGGUUAUUUACUUGGAACAAAUGCCACUAAAUCGUAGUCAACAGUUACCAGCACCGUACAAAUGACUUAUGGACAGAUCAGAAUCAAGCAAAACUAACUACGAAAGAAUGACUGGACGACCCAGGGGGGGCACUUGGGUAUUUCUUGGGUGGUAUGUGCCACCCGGGAGUCCAAAUUGGCACUCCGUUCUAAAAAAAAUUUCCCCUAAAAUUGAUACCCUGUUCUAGAAUUCGCCCUAAAACUGAUACCCCGUUCUAGAAAUGGGCCAAUUUUUUAUACUCCGUUCUAAGGUGCAAAGAGUACAACAGUUUGCUUGUUAACGAAUUGAACUGUAUUUUUAAAAGCAAUCUGUCCUUGAAUAAUUUCAAAUGGCUGCUUACAAAACUGGAGCUUUCGUGCGUUCGAAAUAUUAUACCCCUCUGAAAUGGAUACCCUGUUCUAAAUCAGGAGCUUCAAAAUCACGACCCUGUUGGGCGGCACAUACCCGUAUAGGUAAUGUAUGGGAGUACCCCACCCCCGGGCUGGACGACUGACAAUAUUUAUUUGGCUAACAAUAAACAAUUGUUUGACUGCGACAAGACAUGGAUCAAAACGCACCAAUGACAUUACAAGUCCCGAUAACCAAUAACAUCAUGGCUUAACUGACAGAGGACCAAUAACAUCGCAUUUUAAUUGAGCAGUCAGGUCAAAUAACCAGAAUUUAAUACCAUCAGCUAAUGUGAUACAACUCACUUUGACUCUGAAGAUGACUACCGCACAGGUUGUCAAAAUGUCAGUCACUGUCAACAACAAAAGUCCUAUUCAGGACUCAAUCACCCAGACAAUCAUACUCAACCUACUUAUGAUGGUAUUAUUUAUACAGAACUGGCUCAUGUUCUUAAACUUCAACUUGUUUAAUCAGAACAUAGUGAAUUUACAUGUGGCCAUGACAGUAAACUGUGACAAAAGCAAGCCCAAGCUGUGCAAAUACUAAAAUUUGAUUGGACAUUAACACAGUGCAAUAUCAUCACAUUAUACAUAAGAAUAAUAAUUAUUAUUUAUGUGCAAUUUAGGCCCAAGCUAACCUAGCUCAAGUAUUCUGUCAUAAAUUUGCAAUAUUGUUCUGCUAUGUGAUCAAAGUAAUGCAAAUUGUUGCUGCAAAUAUCAAUAUGUUUUUGUUUUUACAAUUUGUAUCAUGUAUUGGUGUGCUGAUGAUCAAUUAUAAUCAACCAUCAAUGGAAAACUUUAAGCUGCACGAUAAUAAAUUUGUAGAAAAUGUUCAAUAGAUUAUUGUGGGGAAAAAGAAUGUCACGUUGGCAAAUAUGGGUAUUAUAAAUACUUGUUUGUUGUCUUUUUAUCAUCUAUUAUUAUUAUUCAAGGAGAAAGAGAAUUUAAUCACCUCAAAGCACCAAAAAAUUUUGAGGUCCAGCUGAGAAUCAGACUCACAGCCCUGUGAGUCCUAGAUCAGAUGCGCCAACCACUGAGUUACUGAAACUCUGUGAUAUUUGAGCAUAAAAUAAAAGUUGAUGUUGGCAAGCACUAACUUGUGAGCCUGCAGAUCACUGCGGUUUACCCCACAUGGUCUUUCCUUAUCUAGCACUGGGAGUGUGCCUAUGCUAAAUUCCCUCUCAGUCAGCUCUUUCUUCUAUCACUGCAAGUUCAAGCAGCAAAGUUGACCCUUCCAACCUCCUGUUAUUAUAGGCUUCCUGUAGUUGCUUGUCUUUUAUUUUACUUUCUGCUUAUUAUUUGUUUUUUGUUUUUUCUUUGUGUUCAAUGAAUAAAUUUACGGUGGGGAAUUGCUGCCUGCGGCACCCCAUCAGCCUUGUGCUGAAGCCCCAUCAUGGAACUUGGCCAAGGACAUUAUCCCAGCCACACGGAUGUGUGAACCAUGCUUCCCUUGCAGUACAGGCAUGAGGCACCCUCUCGGCAUGGCACCAUAUGCUGAGACCCCUCAUCUGGUGGGUUAUCUGGUCGGUGGGUUCUAACCGAGCCUUGCUGGCUUUUCCCUGCCCAAUUUCGUCUACCAAAGCCUUGUGUGUUGUGUUAUUUCUUAGUCUUGUCGCUGCACCUUAACAUUAAUGCCCCUUAUGUGAAACAUAUUGAAUGUUUGAGAUGAUUACAGUGCUGUAUGUGGCCAUAAAUCAUUGCAUCUUUGAAAUGGUCUUGAAAGGUUUGGUGUCAAAGUGUGGGUUUGGUAAUGAAAUGUUUUGUUGAAUAAUUUGUUGUCUUUUCUUGUUGUAUUUAGAACCUUGUGUGGAAUAAUCUUGUCUCUCUGCCUUGUUGGAACAGUCCUUGAUGUACUCAUUAGCUUUUUUAAACCACGCCCAUCAACAGUGAACAAAAGUGAUGGAUUCAUGCCAAUCAGAAAUGUUUCCAUAGCUACUGAUAAUGAUCAGGCUCCUCCUCAUGUUCCAGUCUUUGGAAAACAUGAUGGUAUAAGUGACAACUCACAAAUGAUUCAUUCCAUCCCUGAGGGGACAGUUAGUUACAGUUCUUCAUUAACCAGCUUUCCUGAACAGCCAAAGGAACCAAGUAAGUUUUGAAUGUUAUCAGAUAACUUUUUUAAACUGAUUCUUGCCGGCUUCAGUUGGUACUCUUAUUUAUUUUACAACCUGUUAAGCCAAGACGGUUAAACAUAGCACCAUGAAGCCAUAAUUGGCUUUUACUUGGCGGGUAUUGGGGGGUGGGGUUGUUGGCUAAAUGGCUAAUUCCAAGGGAGUGACUGGGAGAAAGGCUUGUACAAUGAUUAGGGCAGCUUUCUGUCUUGCCCUUUUCACCUAUCUCUGCUGCAGUAAGGUCACAUACUGUGGGAUCAAUUUCCUGUGUAUCUUUUGAACCAGAUUUCAGGCUUGCCUGCAGCAGAUGUCAAUUUUCCUUAUUAGGUUAUCUAAGAAAGUGAACAUUAUCGUCACAGUAGAAUGAACAACCAAAGUGUGAAAAAAAAAAGAAAUAACCUGAAAAAAAUUCAGGCUUGACUGGGAAUCAAACCCUGACCUUUCCAUUGGCUGGACACAAUGUUCUAUCCAUUGAGCUAAUCAAGCUAGCUGGAGAGCAAACCGUUGUGACAGGGUUGCCACAGUCAGGGAAAAGUCAGGGAAAACGAAAAUUUUUCAAGGUAAGGGAAAAGUCAGGGAAAGUCUUUGAUAUUAUCAAACUCAGUGAAAAGUCAGGGAAUUCUGUUUUCUGGUUUAUAGUUCAUAAGUGGUCUUCAAGAUUUUGAAAUGCAUUUUCUUUUGGAAAAGAAGAAAAGUAUGUUGCAAAGCAAGCAAAGCGAUCAAUUUGGCACUCUACAUCUGACACAUGUAGUAGUUGUGGUCAGUGGUUUUCGUUGUAAAUGCUUUAUUCCAAAUUCCUUCUUCCUCUUUCCAUGAAAACUGGAAAUAGGAUGAAAUCAAGAGAAACUAUCGAUGGCCUGCAAAAAAAGCUAAAGUGAAUGUAAACGUCGAUUGUUUCCCAUUAAUAAAAGGUCAGUGAAAACUGUUUAAAGGUCAGUGAAAAGUAAGGGAAUUUUUAACUUUCUGAUGAGUGGCAACCCUGUUGUGAGUUCGUAAUAUACCUGAUGGUGGAAUUGACAUAAAUUGAUGAAAUAAAUCAUAUUUUGAACUGCAGAAAGACAUCAUGUUCACUUUCAUAUCUGCACUGAAUAUUUUUGUUGAUUGUGAAAGGCAAUUUAUUUGUUUAAUUGUUUUUUUUAUACACAGAUGUGGUGGCAAAAUUCCUUUUGUGUUUUUCUCUUAUCCAAAACACAAACCGUAUUUUGAGUACUAACAUUCCUCCAGGCGCGAUAACAUCAAUCAAUGGCAUGAGAGUAUUGAGUAUGUGGUGGGUUAUACUUGGACACUGUUAUGCUUUUCAGACCACCGCUGGUCUUCCAAGUAAGUUAUUUCAGAUUUUUAUCACUGAUAAACUCCCAAAAAUUUACUUUAGAAGAAGAAAUAAUUAUAGUAGGCAGCAACUGUUUCAGUAUUUUAAAGGCGAAAAGGACCUUUUGUGCAACCCUGGGUCUGAGGAGUGUCAGUGUAGGUAUGAGAGGGGGGUUGUUUUCCUCUCAUUGGGUGGUCAGGCCACUACUUUUCCAGCUUUAGGAUGGUGUAGUUCUCUCCUCAGUUCCUUAGACAUUGCAUCUUUGGUUGCUCACCAGAGACAUUCUGAGCCCAUUACUUUAAUGGAGUUUUGCCAGUGAUUCACACAACUGUGUUCUAAGUCAUUUUCACACUGUUCACCGUGAACAGUCUCACGGAAGUAUAUAUGGUAGACUAGAGAAACGUUAAGCAAAUAACCCACUAAGUAAGGGACCCUUAAAGUCCAAUGAUGUCUGGAACCACAACCUAAGUUAGUCCUCCUUUGACCCAUUUGCCCCUGGAGUUUUUGCCCAAAAACGCUUUUUGAAGCUAGUCAAGCAGUUUUCUGGUCACUGUUGUGCUAGAAAGAGCUAAAACUUACCAUAAAGCCAUUUAUAGGUCGUACACUUAGCGGCCUUCUGAUCCAGAUGCAAAAUAUAUUUAAUCCGUUUACUGCCAAACGCUUACCCCUUAACUGUGAGCAUGACUGGUUGGGGAUACCAGGAACAGAAACUAGAAACGACUUGCAUUUAGUGUGUCUCUUCUUGAGUGAUGUGUCUUUGUAUGUUUUGUAGGUAACCUUUUGACAUUUUUUGGCAUAAUUAAUCGCUUUACAUUUCAAGCUAUCCAAAAUGCAACCUUUUCAGUUGACAGUUUCUUUUUCUUGAGGUACGUUAUAAUAUUAUUGCAUAAACCUUUAAACAUUCUAAAUUAUAAUAAAUGAUGAUAAAUACUUGAUUAUCCCCUCACCUUAUGAGGCUUUUCAGGGAUAAUGAUACAGAUGAUUUGAAUGGAAAAUAACAUUGACGGCAAUUAAAAACAUAGACUGUAAGAGGCAAACUAGUUGGCUUUUUACAAGCCUGACCGAGGAUUUGAACUACUGAGAACAGAUCCAGCUAGCUAUAGUGGUCAUUGCAGGACCUCUGGAUUACAAGUCCAGUGCUGUAACCUGUGGGCCACACAGCCUCCACAAAAACAUACCACUGGGGAGAUUUGGAUGUUCCUUUACAUGGUUAAGGUCUCCAAAAGCUGUUUCUGUUUGUAUGAUGGCAAUAAAACAGAUUUGUUUAAUUCUAAACAUUAAUUUUUACAUUAAUACAUAUAAGAGUUCUUUGUAGAAAAACUGGGAAGUUAAAGCAUUUAUCAAACAUGAUCAGACAGCAUAGGUUGAGUUGGAAUUUGGAAGUGUUUUGGAAAGAGAGGGGGGAAACACCUGUCAAAGCAAAGGAGCGAACCAUCAAUAAACUCAUAAACUCAAACCACUUAUGGAGUCGAGGCCAGGAUUCGAACCAGUCCACAUUGGUGGGAGGUAAAUGUUGUCACCACUGUAACACCCUUGCUUCUAUAAGUCCCCCAGUGAUAGCUUUCACGAAACAGUACAGUCCCAUAAGCAAUUUGACACAACAAUGACCCUGUCACAUGUUCAACCUCUAAAUUGCCCAUAGAGGGUCGAGAAAAAUGUCUAAUAAGGAGUGGAUCAUUACGGUUCUGGGAAACUGCCCAUCUACCCCUCCCCUAAGCCAUCAUUUUGCCCUAAGUGAGAAGUAAGUGUUAAUGUUGGCUUAAGGGAGGGUGUAGGUGGGCAGAUUCCCAGAAAUCAAUAAUGAUUUAGAACGCAUCAUUAGGGGCCAGGGUGCAUUUGGUUGAUUAUAGUCCGGAAUAAGAAGACACAGAAAUUUGUGGCAAAUCUCUUCAACUGCAAAUGUUUCAACCAUUAGACUGGGACAUUUAUCUUAUUACAGUGGAACCCGCUAUAACAAAGUGCCACAGUACCGAAAAAAAUUGUUCAUUAUGGCGGGGUCUUCAUUAUAACGAAGAAAGAAAGACCCGGUUAUUAAACGAAUUAUCUGGCUAACAGCAAAAAUAUUCAUUACAGGGGGGUAAUUUAAUUAUUAGCAAUUACCAAAAAUUCAAUCCUGCACUUAGAAAACAUUAUUUUUAUUCAUUUGAUACUGUAAAAUGUAAGUGUAAAGUGCUGACAAUCAAGACAUCAAAUUCAAAAACACUUUCAAUAUUAAAGCAAGUUAAUUGUGAUUUCUACUCAAAUCUGUCAUUUUUACUGACUGCUGCGAGCGACUGGACAAAGUAUAUGUUACAGCAGGGUAAAUUGUGUGUUGCGACCAUCAAAAUCUAUUCAUUAUAGCAGGGUUUUACUCUAAUUCUGCUGGACUUUCAGAUGUUUUUCAUUACAACGGGGUCUUCUUUAUAGCGGAUUCCACUGUAUUAAUGUCUACCAAAUAUCUAAAUUUUAGCGUGCAGUGAAAAGCAAAACACGUACUUCUUCUUCUGGAAUACAGUCAAUUGAAAGCAUCCAAAGUUUCUUUUCUGGGGAGGCAUCUGUUAAGGUGGCUCCCUAGAGUAAAUUGGCCGUGCACAGCCUGAGCACUAGUAUGGCGCGAGCUUUAAAAUCCGUGCAAGGUCCACGCAAAAAUUAAAACAAACAUGACCUCUCAGUUUCAAAAUAUUCCCCCAAAAAGCUUUAUUUACUUUCUGUUGAAGCUCAUUACGCAAAACAUUUGAUUAGUGUAGGUCAAACAUUUAUGAGAGGAGACAAUGUUACACCGGUUACAAAUCACUAUCGAUCUCCAUAAGAGUAAAUUGUAUGUAAAAACAAAGCAGAAAUUUUCCAAAGACAUCAAUUCUUUCCCUUCAAAAGUAGACAAACGUUUAACAGUCAAAGUAAAUGGUGAGUGGAAACUUUACUAAGAAAACAAAGAAAUAAGUACACAGGGUGCAAAGAAAGUCAGUUUUAGAGUCUAUCGUUUGGGCAAGCUGUAGCUAGCAUGUACUAGCCCACAAGUCAUUUCAACUAGCCCCAAAGCCCCUUUUGAUUAGCAGGAUUGAUUACAAUCCCUCUGUAAUUUGAAUUUCCUCCCCCAAAAAACACUUGCCCGUCGGGCAAGUUAAGAACUUAACUCUCUACGAAUGUAAAUAGAUAAAACUACAACAAUCAAGUCUGGGGUAAACAGGGAAGGGCUCCGAAGUGAACCCUUCCAUUUAAUAACAUUUGCCCAACUGAGACGGUAAAGAUACAGCAAAUGUACAAAACAGGAAUACAUGGAAAAACGUGACAACAACAACAACAAAAAAGAAAACUAAAAAGGGGGGGAAGGGAGGGCAGCGAAGUAACGAUCUGUUAAAGCACAUGGCGAAAGAACUGCGUAGAGCGCAUGACAAAGAAAUAAACUACACCGGUGCCAGUCCUCCCCCUCCCCUUCGGCUAGAGUUAAAUACAAAUAAAUGCAAUUAUUUUAGACUUAACUCUCUACGAAUGUAAAUAGAUAAAACUACAACAAUCAAGUCUGGGGUAAACAGGGAAGGGCUCCGAAGUGAACCCUUCCAUUUAAUAACAUUUGCCCAAGGGAGGCACGACCUAACCCCAGACAAAAGUCUCCAUGAGGGAAAAAAAGAAAUUCUAAACAAACGAAGCGAGACGCUUAACUGCUAGCAUUCUGUCUUGAACUGGGAUGUGGAUAUAAGACCUAUAAGCAUCUGACUGCCAGUCUCCUAAAUGCUUAAUCAGUUCUGCAGGGAUUUGAGCUUGAAAAGCCAGAGUGGCCCCGCCCGAGCGAAAACUAUGUCCACUAACUUGAGACGGGUCCAAGUUCGUCUUGGUUGCUACUAGUUUUAGAAGGCAGUCAAACUUUCCAUAAGUCAGAGGAGUCAGGCCCCCCUCCGUGGAUGCUGGGAUGAUAAAGGCUGGGCCCGAUAGAGGUGCUGGUACCAAGCCAAAGGCAUGUCUGAGAGCGGAAUAAGGGCAGAGUGGAUGUGGAGCAAUGCGAGGUAACGGAACAGUUAAAAUGCGCUGACUAAAUUGGAUGGUCUUCGACCAUCGAUUGAUAAUGAUGGCCCAGUCAUUGAAGAAGAGGAUAUCUCCUCGACGCAGGUGUUUGGAUGGGUCAAACUUUGUUGAUCCUUUGCAUAGCAAAUUCGCCUUACGAAGGAGGCCAAAGAACGCUACGAGGCAAACUGCCCAGAAGGUUGCAUGUAAAGGGCUGUCCAAAUGCAAAUGACUCUUGAAGGCUCAUAGGAUCUGGGGUGUAAUCGGCUUCUUUUGGGACACUGUUAAACCUUUUACACGCUUGAUUCCUCGAAGUGUAGAUGCCAAUUGAAAAUUGUUUUUGGUUGGGUCAGACAGACCAUGUUCAAGGUGUAGAAUGCGAAUCGCAUUUAAAUAGGCUGGGAUGGAGGAUGCUGAGAGUGACCUUGCUAGAAAAGCUGCAUAGCGAUUAAGGGUUAAUGCUGCUGCUGGGAGAGGUUGGUAGCCAUAGUAUACACAAAAGGAGAGGUAUGAACGCAUUUGACUCAUGUAGGUGGACUUGGUAGUAGGUGCAUAUGAUUGACGCCGGAAAUUGGUGACUUCACGGUCAAGUUGCUGCUGAUCUCUUGGAUCUAAGGAGAGCAAGAGACAAUGGCGACAUGUGAGAUUCGAAGUCAUUUGAUCUAGAGGAUUUGGAGAGCCAUGCUUGGAACGUUGGCCAGUAGUGCACAUCAUUAAGGCGUGAAAUACUAUCUGCUAGAGUGUUGGUUGCUCCUGGAAUGUGCUUGACGAACAAACUGAAGUUGUAAUACUCCUUAAGCCAAAACAGAGAACGAAUCCAUUCCAUGAUCACCGGGCAACAGGUUGAGCCUUUGUUCAGAAUGGCUGCAGCCACCUGACUGUCUGUUUUGACGACUACUCGAUGACCUGACCAGAAAGGUGCCCAACGGUGUGCAGCUAAAACAAUGGUAAAUGUCUCCUUGUAAUUGAUAUGGAGAGAGCAUAGAGAUGGGUAGUCCAAGGCCCAGUUGACGUACAUCCAGUCUGGUGCCCAUAGGCACCCCCCGCCAGACAGGGAGGCGUUGGUAAGCACUGCUGUAGGAAGUUCAGGGAUGGCUGAGGGGAACAAAGUUUUACAGUUGUGUGCAGGCAGGAGGCGGGUCCACCACAUGAGGUCAGCUCUCGCGUUUAGGUUAAGAUAGACGCGAUGGUGCGGGCGUUUAGCCGAGUUUGCCAAGGUGAUAAGCCGUCUGAGAAAUGUGCGGCCCCCUCGAACAACACGUGCUGCCCAAUUAAGCUUGCCAAGGAGUCGUUGGAGGUGAAGCUUGGUACAUUUGCUUUUAUAGCUUGUUUCCUUGAGAAGGGAUAACAACUCUGACACACGAUCGUCUGAGAGGCGGAGUUCACACCGAACAGUGUCGAUUUCAACUCCAAGAAAAAUCAGGCACUGGGUAGGGUAGACAACUUUGCUCCAGUUGAUAGUGAAGCCAAGAGACUCUAGCAAGUUUAACAGGGUGUCAAAAGCUACUUUGCACUGAAGUGGGGUUGGUUCGAUGAUAAGGAAGUCAUCAAGAUAUGCCAGCACAGUAUACCCUCUCCGGGCCAUCAUACGACAGAUCCCUUGUGUGAGGCGGUGAAAAACCAUUGGUGAGGCCCUGGCUCCAAAUGGGAGACGCUUAUCAUAGAGGUAGGUGGGGUGUUUUGAGUCGUUGAAGCGCCACGACAUUCCUGUAACUCGCCAGCUAUCAGGGUGUGUUCCAACGCUUCUGUAGGCAUGUUUUAAGUCAACUUUUGCCAACCAACAACCAGGUUGACAGAGAUUUGCUGCAUCAUCAACGGUAACAUACUUGUAGUGUUCUAAAUCCAUAUAUGAGUUAGCAUUCAUCGUUAAGGGUCGGCUACAAUCCAUGAUCAUUCGUAAUUCAUCGGAGUCCUUCUUUGGUACGGCUCCAAGGGCAUUAAUGAUAAUUGGCAUGUUGGUCUUGUCUGCGAUAGCAAAGUGGUCUUCUCAGAGACCUUUGAUUAAUUGCGCUUCAAUUUGAUCUUUAGCUCCAGGUCGCAGAGCAGACUUAUUGUUUUGUGUAAAAGCAUGUGAAACCAUUAAAUCAGGCGAGAGGAGCUGAAAUCCAUUUUUAACACCAUCCAAGAUAAAUUCCAAGUCCGGGUCAUUGGUUAGCUCUGUUGCCCAGGUCUCAAAAACUAAGUCUGUGGAGACCUGGGCUGCUUGGGGCUGCUGCUUAAAUUCUGAAAAGGGCCCUGCAUGAAUGGGUAAACUUUCCCCACACUCUGCGGGAAGUGGUGUCCUUAAGACGGGAUUAGUCCCUGCGUUUAACAAUGUGGUCGAGACAUCUCCUGCUAGUUCUGUAGUCAAAAUACUAUUUGGAGGGAGCUCUGCAGUUGAGUGUGGGUUCAGUAUUGGGGGUCUUGAGCAGUAGCAGACUGGUGCUGCCAUUGUGGGUGGGUUCCCAAGCACUGAGGUUUGAUGCAAACAUGAUCAUAUUUACAUGAAGAGGCAAAGCGGCACCCUUCACGCCGUUGGUAAUCAUAGCAAACUUGCUUUCCCGUUGCUGGGUUUAGGACUGGGCGGGACGUUUUGCGAGGAGAUAGCCGCGGCGGUGUGGGAGUUGGAUCUGGUCUGUGGAGUGUUUGGUGGGAGAUGAACUGGCUGUCAGUACCCCAUUUACAGUUUGUCGAAAACUGCAUUCUGCGGUACAAAUCAUCAUAUUGCAUCACUUUCGGUAAGGGGUAACACUUGGCUAGCUCAGAUAUCUUUGAACUGUACAUAAUGUAAUGAAGGAUGUCUUGGGUGGACGAUAGAGACCCAUCUGACAUGAGAGUAUGCAUAAUACGAAAGUUAGCCGCUGACCAUUGGGGGAAUGAGAUUUUGUCAAGAUGCAGUUUCUUGUCUUGAGCGGUCGUGGCCAUCUUGGGCGCACUUGGUUGCUUGGACUCUCGCGAGUUUGGUGCGUGUAAGAUCCAGUUCAAACUGUAAAUUGCGGUUUCGAAGAUCUUCGAUCGCUGUUUCGUUUACAGUGGGUUGUUCUGCUUUAAAACUGGUUGGAGUAUAAGGUCUUUUAUCAAAGACUCAACCUGACUCAGUUCGCGUUUGACUGCUUCGCUCAUCUGUUGAGGUGUUGCCGAUUCUGCCGCCAGGUCAUCCGUGACGAAAUCUUGUAGUUUUUUCGGAGGUUUUGUGCUCCUGCUGCUCUUUCUAGUCGCCAUAGUGUAAACAUCGACAACAAUGCACCAUAAGAAAACGAUUCAGGAAGAAUAAACGUGAGUUCAGCGAAGUAACGAUCUGUUAAAGCACAUGGCGAAAGAACUGCGUAGAGCGCAUGACAAAGAAAUAAACUAGUGCCAGUCCUCCCCCCCCCUUCGGCUAGAGUUAAAUACAAAUAAAUGAAAUUAUUUUAGACAAAAAUCACUAGCCCAAUGGCAAAAUCCACUAGCCCCAGGCUAUCGGACACUACUUUCUUUGCAUGCUGGUACACUACUAACCCAAAAGGAAGCAAUGUUGCUGUUUCUGGCCUUUGGUUCAUGUUCAGUGGAAAGAUCUGAAAGAUCGAGCCAAUUCCCGAACAAACACUGAAGAUUGUCUUCACUGGCGGAGCUCCUCGGUCACUUUAUUUCUCUUACAUUUGAUUUGAUUUAAGUAAUUCUAGAAGUGGCUUUAAGACAAGAUUACAGGGAGUGUAAUUUUUUUUGUUUUGCUGACUCUAUCACAUUGUUUAAAAAACUUAUCAGAAAAAAGGUUUCCCACUUAACUUGCAUCCUAAUCGAAAGAACCUUUCCAUCGACGAACCAACAUCCUUGUAUUUUUUCUUGUUUCAAACAUCCUUCAACACACAUGCAAGAUGCACUAGAACAUGUUUUUGCACAACGAGAAAUAAUUUUUACUCACAGAUUGACCCUUGACGAAAGCAAUAGUUGUCUGUUGAGACCUAUGGUCUUGUACAUGUAGCUGAGGACAUGAUGUACGCUUAUAGAUCGGAGCCAUCUUUUACAGCAGACUUUUAAAGAAAAACUUUGCCAUCGAAAUUAUCCCUCAAGAAGGACAAGGUUGAAAAAGUAUCCGGAAGUGGGCUGACAUUAAAUUUUGAAGAUCUGCAAACAGUGUACAGCAGAUUAGGAAAUGAAGGGCUUAUUGUGAUCCUUGCACAACCACCGUCUGCAUCUCCGACAAUUGCCAUGCUCACGAGUGACCACCAUGGUUCGAAUUUUAGCUACGAUAGUCAAUUACUUUGAAGAAAACAUUCCGUGUUAGAUAUAACAUUGAAUCCGCUAUCUCUCCUUUUUCAACUGGUGAGAUAUAGACGUAAUAAUACUAAUAAACAGCUUCAAAACAAUGGCUUUUCGUACUUUUCAAAGAAACCACAUGUUUCCAGUAGCUUUGUGCAUUAUGCGCCUGUGGGCGUGAUGGUUCGCGUACAUAUUUUGCUCAUACGACCCCAAACCAUGCGUGUUUUUGAGAUUUUUGUGAUGUCAACGUAGUUAAUUAACCAUGAAUUUCUCGUGUUUCCUUCGGUAAAUUUUUUUAAAAAUCGCCUCAUUUCUUGUCAGUUGCAGUACCUUUGUACUGUUCUUUUCUUCUUAAAAUGUGUAAGAGCUAAAUUCCUCCAUUAAGAAAAAUUACAAAUUUCAAAAUAUUGGCAAAACCAUCCGAACGACCCCAUGAUUUUUCCACUUUAAAAUGUUAAGCAAUAUUGUUAAUAUAAAGUGGCAAAGUUUAAAGACAUUUCACCGUGGGAAAUAAGGAAUAUUAAGAAAAAAUGAUCAAAAAUGACAAAAUUACUGCCUCUAAGGAUGCGAUGUUGCCAUGGCAAUGGCCUUAAUCCAGAAAAUGAAACUUGAUAAAGAAGCCUUCUUAUAUGGGUAACCUUAGCGGUGGAUCUCGUGAACAAAAUCGCAAAGACAAAGUAACUAGAUUUCGUUCUGUAACGUAUGCUAGAUAGCUAGGAUUAUUAGUAAAUACUCUAGGAGCCACCUUAAGAGAUAGCCAAUUGAAGACUUACCAUGAUUCUACUUCUAUUGUACUCAACAGUGGCUUCUUAGUUGCAUUUUUGUCUCUUCGGCACAUGGAGAAAAAUAAUGGGCAGCUUCCACUCUUCAAUUACUAUUUUCAUCGAUUUUGGAGGUGAGUGAACAGUAGACAUACUCUCCUUUUUUGUUCAGGUAAAAUUUGCGCAUCCAGCAACAUGUGUACAUUCAAAAGUAAUGUUGGUGUGCUUUGCUCAAAAAAUUGGAGAAUUCUUGAGAAAUUGCCCCUGUCAGUGGUGGUGGAGCGAAAUAAAAAGUGGGGGCGCUGAAAAUAAAAUUGGACCGUCCAUUUUUUUCCACCCCCCUCCUCCCCCCAAAAUAAGCAAUAAAAGGCGGCCUCUGUCUUUUUUUUAAGACGCCAACAACAUUUUGGAGCCCUUGGAUGCAAUUGUCAAUGGUGCCCACAAUAAAAACUAUAUAGGAGAGCCUUACUUAGGGGGGUGGGGAGGGGGGUGCAGAUAAACAAAAAAGAAAUGUCCCAAUCCAACUGGCUAUGUAUGUUGUUUCUUGUUUUGAACAGACGAGUUGACUUUUACUUGAACUUUCCAAAAUAGUUUUUUAAGUCCUUAUGAGUUAUUUAUUAUUCUGACUUUGGGUUGCUGGUGUCUGCAAGGUUAGUGGAGCAGCGCAAUGCUCGAGCAUGAGGGUAGGAACCCUGGGAGCAGCCCCCACAAGGCACCAUCACACUCAACCACUUGGUAGAAUACUUAACCACUAAUACUUACCUAUAACCACCAAUACUUACCUAUAACCCAUUAUUUAAAGAAGGUGGGGUUGGGAGAAACACAACACUAAAACCGCAUGCAAGUAACAAUGCUAUAAGCAACUGUGUAAAACAAGACACCAUAUAAUUGUAGUGGGGAAAACUGCUAACCAGCUUUGGUUCGAGGUUAAAUUACUUUUAGUCAUUAAAACAUGAAGUUAGUGAUGCUAGUUAUAACAAUAUUAAAAUUUAGUUAAUAUUUUGAAUAGAGUCAUGUCUUAAGUAUGGGGGAUAUGAUUGUCCACCGGGGUGAGUGUAGCCUGCCCUACCAAAACAGGGUUUCUUGGUUGCAGUCCCUGCUGUGCUUUUCACAUCAUUUACCAGAUGUUGCAAAAGUCUUCCAAAUUUUGUCUGAACAAGCUCAGGUUAUGAAGAAUCAGCCAUGUGAUUUUAGCCAAUCAGAAACAGGGAAAUAUUUUGAAUGAAUUGAUAAUGAUGAUGAUGAUCUUAACAAAUAUAAAUAAGUACGAGUGAGUAGUAGCUCUUGGUCAAUGUUCCUAACAAUUAUUACUUGUAUUACUGAUACUCCACAGAUUGACUCCAACAUACAUGUUUGUUUUGCUGUUUUGGGACAAACUGACAGUAUUUCUUGGUGAAGGCCCUUAUUGGCUCAAUUAUCAGUCAGAUGAAGCUUGUGACAAAUACUGGUGGUCCAAUCUGCUCUACAUCAACAACUUUUAUCCUACACAAUUUGGUGCUUCGGUGAGUUUUUGACAUUAUUGUUUUAUUGUUUUUUUGGACAAAUAUUUUUUUGUUAGGUCAGUAUUUCACAACAGAAAACUUGUGUAUUUCGUUUAUUACCAGCAGCAUAAAAUGUAAAUAUGAAAUUAACUGUCAUGUUAACAUCAUAGAUGAGAGGAUAACAUUGCAUGUCCUCUUUACAUACUUUUAUAUUAACAGUUAGCUCGGACGUCAGGAUACAGUGGUUCAACUGUCUGUAGCUAGUGGUGGAGUUAUAAUGGCAGAAGAGGUUGACCACACCACCCGAAGCAACUUCCCCUAUUCUUUUUAAACUGUAGUGUAGGUGGUCCAUACCUCUUGUCUCUUGUACCUUGCAUUCUCAGCUACCCCCCUCUUCUCUUGGCAUCCACCCUUUAGCCUUUAGUUUCCCCUAUCUCUCCUGCUUCACUGUAGAACUCCCAUCUUCUGCCCUUUCCUCUCCUGUGCCCCAUACCCCUCCUGUCCCUAUUCUCCCAGUCCCUCACCCCCCCCCCCCCUUGUCCCACUAGUGUGGGUUCUGUAUCAAUUCCUUAAAAUUAGCUAAUAAAAGAACGAUGCAGGAGAAAAUGCCAAUCGCUUUAUGUCCAAUGACGUGAUUAUCUGAACUAGACAAUGUCUUUAUCAACCACUUUUUUAAAGACCCUUGUUUAUGGUGAAGCUGGGUUUUGAAUCUAGCCUCCUGCUCAAAAGUCUGGCGCUUAUCCAAUUCAGCUAAACUGGGUGGCAGUAUCAUUUGCAACCUAAUAUCAAUGUGCUUUUCUCCACACUAGCUUUUGUGUAUUCCUUGCUUUGCGGAUGAGGUGGUUGUUUUUAAUAGUCAAACCCCCUAUGGUUACUAAUAUUAUUAAGAACAUUUUGUUUAUUAUCUCCACCUUUGUGUCUCAUAAAGCAAUUUGGUUAUAAGCAAGAAUUCUUUUUUUCUGUGGCAUUUCAAAUGAUUUUGAUUUCUCUUUUCAGUGUAUGGUAUGGGCUUGGUACCUCGCUAAUGACAUGCAGUUCUACAUAAUUGCUCCCGCCAUCCUUUUUAUGGCAUACAGGUAACGUGUGUGACCGGCUACAUAUAAAUCAUAGUUCACAUUUCUAUAGUUAGUGCAGUUAAGCCUCCAUUAAACAGCUACCUAUUAACUGGCCACCCUCUAUUAAGCGAAGUCCGAAAAUAAUUGUACAAUAGAAUUGUAAGUUAAAUCUCUAUGAAGUGAUUUUGGCCGUUCCAAUGAGAGUUUUCCUGUCAUUUUGUCCUCUGUUAAGUGGCCAGGUGAUAAGUGAUUGUGAACCUGUAAUAACAUUAGCCUGCGUAGCAGGCGCUUGGAAGUAGCGGGGCACAAGAGAAAAUGGGGGAGCGCGAGGGAGACACGUAUCUCCUUCUCACGCGCCUGCUACACAGGCUAUAAUAACAUUACAGUUACAGACAUUGCCACCUUAGUCUAUGUACUGUAGCGUUGCUGUUGCAAAGUAUGAACCUGGGGGUUAGUUAUCCUGAAGGUGGCUGCUUAAUGGAGGUUUAACUGUACCCAAUUUAAUACUUGAAAUAAGAAAUCUACCGUAAAUGUAAAUCCAGUUCGUUAUCUUGUAUUACGAUAAAUUACAUGGAUUCUUUAUACUAGUGACAAUUUCCUGUUUCCUUUUUUUUUUUAGCCUUUGAAUAGGCUGUCCAUUUGGGGGAAGCUUGGGGGAAGGAGGCUAAAAAUGGUGAGGAGGUGGUGAAAGAAGAAAUGGAAGUGGGGAGGUUGGGGAAGGUGGGAGAGGCUGCCCUGCCCUUUUCCCCUCCCCAGCUUUAUUUGCAGCUCCUCGCUUGACUCGCUUUGCUUGCAGAUGUUUUCCCCCUUUUUCCAUUUAGGAGCCAAGACUCACGCUGUACUUUUUCCUCGUUUCUAACAAGGAAAAUAAAAAUAUUUAUAAUCCCACCAAUUCAAAAAAUAUUUAUUACUACUUGGUAUUUUAUACCACUCAAAUAGCAUCUAAAACAAGUACGAACAGAUGGUAAUAUUAGAGAAGUUAAUCUGCCUAAACCAGUUCAAGAAAUGUCUUAAGACUAUAGCACAGCUCAUCAUUUGGAAGGCCACAUACCUUUUACUCGCGUAUGCGCAAAGAAUUUUCACUUUACUGGCACCUUGAAUUUUUCUAAACAAUACAUCCACGAGUUGGCCAUAGUUAACUUUGAUUCUUAUUAGAUGUUAUGCAUAAUAGUUUGUAAUUUUCAAAUUUGUAAGGAGGAAAGGAAUUCUUUACUUUUAAAUUGUAAUUUGUGAUUUUAAACAAGUGGGGGUAUACAUUUCAACUAGUUUUGUAAGCACUGAGCAAAGAAAACUUGAAUCUUAUGGUUAGGUAAAAUCGAUUCUAAUAUAAUGCUUUUGUUUUGUUAGGUUUCGUCUUGUAGGAAUGCUGAUAAUUGUUGGUGUGCUUAUGGGUGCCAGUUUUAUUACAACAGCCAUUAUAUACGCUCACUAUGACCUUGCAGCCGUGUUGUUAGGUGCGAAAGCACAAGCUAACAGGUAAGAAUUGUCAAGAGGGUUAAUCAUCCUUGUCACCCCAGAAAUGUUCAUUUUCUUAGGCUGCCCAUUUAGGCACCGAAUAUUUUAUCCUGUUGCAUUUAACUGAAUGUCAUUUUGACUGGUAGCUGCGUAUAUCAUUUGUUUCAACGUCUUGUCUACUGUUUUUCUAAACAGCAAUUUGGAAGGCGGAUAAAGCUUUGUAUGGGUGUAUAAGCAAGCAAGCAAGCAAGCUCCCCUGGGGAGAACACUCCCGUACCCCUGGAGAGAUUGCUCGCAGGUUUACGUUUGGGGUGCCAUAUUGCAUUUUUAAGACAUCACACAGGCAUCCAUACAUAAACUAUUCUAAAAAAUUAGGUCAAUAAAUGGUUCAUCUGAAAUGAUAUUGUAAUGCAUCUUUACUGUUACGAGAUAAGUGAAAGGUUUAAAGGGACAGGUUCACGGUUAAGCGGAUGCUCAUUAAUUAAAUUGCUUUUUUCUAAUUUAUUAUUAAUUCUAUCCGCGGUUAAUAAUCCUACUCACAUGUAUCACAGCGAUCUCAGAGUGUAUUUCAAAGAAGAAGUGUAUUUCAGAGUAACCUGAAGUAGGAUGGAGGAGUACUAAAAUCGCAGAAAAAAUUAGUGGAUUAUGCCAACACUACCAACGUUGAAUUUAUUGUUGACCCGAAGGUUUUAUUCCAUGGUUGAUUAAUUUAACGCUAUUCGCAAGCAUGUAAGUUGGUCAAGUGCAAGUGACUGUGCAGAUUGGUUCUUUGACAACAUUAUGACAUGAUCAUAUUGCUUGCAUAGACAAUCCAGCAUGUCCCGGCAGAAAAACAGCAUUUUGAUAAAUGAGCAUACGCUGAACCGUGAACCUGUCCCUAAACAAAAUAAAGGAAAGCAUAAAGGUGAAGUAUAGACAUUGCCUAUCCCUCCCCGAAUCUGACAGGGGUUCAAGUCUUUUGAACAUGUUCUUAACAUCCGUUGGAGCUGUGAACGCGUUGCGACAAAAGUUUCUCUUAGGUGCGUUCUCACUUCCUAUCCACGUAGCCUUUUCCCAGAUACUAAAUACUUACUGAUAUGGUUCCUUGCUAGACCGUCUGUUCAGAACCCCCUAUUUUUCCCCUCUGGGAGGGGUUCGGUUUCCCUCCUUCUACCGCUAUAAUUUCCGACACUCGCCCCCAUGGUACUUUUGAAACCAAGGUGGUCACUCGUUUCACUAAGCGCUUGAUAUCAGCGAUCUGUGAACAGUCCACCUUGCUACCCUGACCAUCUCUGGGAUAAAAUAAAUCCAAUAUCGUGUCAAAAAAGACUUUGCGAAUACCAGGUCAUAUGCGAAUAAUUUUGUUGUUGCAGGGCCAAAGGUGUAGAUUCAAUGUCUUUGACUUAUGUGAAACCUUACUGUCGCAUUGCACCGUACCUUGUUGGUAUGCUGUUAGGGUACAUAAUUUUACACUUUAAGGACUGGAAGAUGUCCAAGGUAACAAGUUAAUACAUACGUACAUACAUGACUUAUUUGUUAACGCAGGUCAGAUUACAUUAGCCUAUGAAAACAGCCGACAUUUUCCGACGCCACCUCUGGUUUCCCCGCGUAAUGACGUGUGAGAAACGAACACAGAAAUUCCAUUCUGAUGACAUGUCGCUACCCAGAUUGGAUAGUGCUUCUGAUUGGUUGGAAAUUUGCUUCGUCCAGUCAUAAGCAAUACCCAAAUCUGGGGGUGACGCAUCAUCAGUAUCGAAUUUAUGCAGUCGUUUCUCAGACGUCAUUUCCCAGGGAAACUGGUGGUGGCGUCGCUGUUUUCUCAGGCUAAGGUUAGACAAAGUUAGUAGAGGACACCGGUUAUGAAAGCUGGUAAAAUCAGAGAUGAAAACAACGGUGGAAGUUCCUUGACCGUGCGCAAUUAAUGCGGUGUUUUUUUUGUCAGUAAGUUCAAAAUGAUAGGAAUGCUAAUGAACGUUGUGUACGGCCUGGUCCAAAAAAGCGAACAAAAACAUAUAACAAAGAAGUCUGUCAGGCUUCAUAAGCAAGGCAAAUGUGCUGAUGUGGUGUACUUGCAGUACAGUAAACACCAGCUUAUGAGAACGAGCGGAUUAAGAAUAUCAGUCUGAACUUUGGCUAAUAAAGCAGUGCCAUAUUUAUAAGAACCAAUUCAGCUAUGUUCUUAUAUAAAAAAUAAAGAGAAUGCCACGAUAAGAAACCAAUACAGUGUCUCAGAUUAAAGUACUAUGGUUUGCUGGCUCAUACGAAUCAUUAUACGUUUCUGGGAAACUGCCCACCUACCCCUCCCAAAUAAUCCAACAUUUUUCCCUACAUGAGAAGUAUGUGUUAUUGUUGACUUAGAGGAGGGGUAGGUGGGCAGUUUCCCAGGAACGUUUAAUCCCAUACAGACUCAGGAACUGCUAGUUUUGAGAAGCAAGAAAUGUUAUGAAAUGUUAAAACUACUUAAUUAUGAUUACUCAUAUUAUUAAUAGUAUUUUUUAAUUUGAAAUUUAUUUUUUAGUUUAAGUAAUAAAACAAUGUAAACACAACCUGAACCAGGUUCCUAAAACUAGUAAGCUGACUUUCUUCCUUUUCCAAGGUGCGUACAUAUAUGUUCAAUGUUGCUGGGUGGUGUGUUGCAAUCGCUCUGGCUUUAUCUACACUGUACGGUGAAUACAGUGCUGUGAGAAAGGACAAUCCAAAGCCCUUCAAUCGCGCCGAAAAUAUCAUAUACGGGACCUUCUCACGCUGCGCAUGGGGCUUGGCACUAGCUUGGGUGAUCUUUGCAUGUCAUCGCGGGCUCGGAGGUAGGUGUCAAUUUGUUAGUCAGACUUGAGUUGGUAGCAGUCGAAAAUUUUCUUAACAUUGUAAGUGUUACGGAAACACCUAAAGGUUGUCUAGAGUUUCGUUCGCUAGUGGACGUAGAAUCUUCUGAGGCACCUUUCAGGACAAUAUCGACAGCUCAUAUAAGUACCUUGCCUUACCUUAUUUACUGCAGUAACUCGCGUUUAACCCUAAUCCAAUGUAGGUGCCACCUAUUUGACUGCACUAGAAGAGUGUGAAACAGAAGUUGGAAUUAUUUGGUGGACUUUGAGGAGUAAAUUGUAACAUAUCGGCUGACUUUAAAGCAUGUUUGAGCUCAUUUCAUGUAAUUCUGACUGUGGUUUUCUAUUUUGUAGGUUUGGUGGACAAAAUUCUGUCAGCUCAUUUCUGGAUUCCAUUAAGCCGACUGACUUACUGUGCCUACCUGGUUCAUCCUAUCGUCCUGACCACAUAUCUCGGUUCUCUGGAGACUAAUCACGAUUACUCUGAUGUCCUCAUUGUAAGUAACAAUUCUGAUGUCUUGAGUAAAACCUUCUACUCGAACUAA